Lactuca saligna is the source of this 1035-nucleotide messenger RNA. Lineage: Eukaryota; Viridiplantae; Streptophyta; Magnoliopsida; Asterales; Asteraceae. The record is from the annotation of a GenBank genome assembly.
AUGGCUGUACCGAAGCAACAUUAUGCUACAAGCAGUCUUGUGAUUGGGUACGCUUUAUGUUCAAGCUUAUUAGCUGUGAUUAACAAAUUUGCAAUCACCAAGUUCAAUUACCCAGGGCUAUUGACUGCUUUGCAGUAUCUUGUUUCAGCUUUAGGAGUUUGGGUUUUGGGGAAAUUAGGGUUCUUGAGCCACGAUCCGUUCGUAUGGGAAACCGCUAAGAAAUUCCUACCCGCUGCUAUCGUUUUCUAUCUCGCAAUCUUCACAAACACGAAUUUAUUGCGUCAUGCCAAUGUCGACACGUUUAUCGUCUUCAGAUCCUUAACACCCCUUUUGGUAGCAAUCGCCGACACCACUUUUAGGAAGCAACCAAUUCCAUCAAAACUUACAUUUCUAUCACUUUUAAUCAUCUUGGGUGGCGCUGUUGGCUAUGUCGCUACAGAUUCAGGAUUCACAUUGACUGCAUAUUCAUGGGCAUUUGCUUACUUGAUCACAAUCACAACCGAAAUGGUUUACAUCAAACACAUGGUUACAAAUCUCGGAUUGAACACAUGGGGUUUUGUUUACUACAACAACCUGUUAUCUCUCAUGAUGGCUCCAUUCUUCUGGAUCAUGACUGGUGAAUACUCUGAUGUGUUUGCUGCUGUUGGAUCAAACCAUGGGAAUUUGUUUGAAAUCAUAGCAUUUACAGCAGUCUCCUUAUCUUGUGUUUUUGGACUUCUAAUCAGUUUCUUUGGAUUUGCAUGUCGAAAAGCCAUAUCUGCAACUGCAUUCACUGUAACUGGUGUUGUAAACAAGUUUCUUACAGUUGCUAUUAAUGUUUUGAUUUGGGAUAAACACGCAAGUCCUUUUGGGUUAUUCUGUUUGCUUGUGACUAUUGCUGGAGGUAUUUUGUAUCAGCAAUCUGUAACUGGAGUUAAUAGUCCAUCUAUACAGCGGGACCCGGUAGCAUCUAAGUUAAUGGAUGAUAAAGAUGAUGGUGAUUACUCAAAUGAAGAUGAAGAAAAGGGUAUUUCGGGGAAAAUCUCGGGUGUAUAA